CCAGGAAGUUGCCCGGCAACGUCGGGAGGCAGCGCAGAAAAAUAAGCUUUUACGGGAAGAAUACGUCUCCUUCUACCGGCCAUGGCGCUUGGCAGUAUGGGAAAUGGACCAGCAGAAGAAAGAAGAGGAGAAGAAGGCCAACACGCCGGGCUCAUCGACUCCUCCUGGUGGAAGCACCCCUGCAACAGAAGGACGGCGGUUCAAGGGGAACAGCGAGCUGGAUUUCCAGAAUGCGCUGCGGGCGUCAGCUAUCUCGGCGCAGGAGGAGUUGGAGCGUCGCAAACGAAUGGAAGCCACGGCACGUCCCGAUCUCGACCGGGAGGCCGUCAUCCCCGACAUGCUCGAGCCGCAUGAGAAGAAAGCAGGCAUCUUCAAGGAUACGAACAACAUCGUUGAUGCUGCUGACGCCUAUGAGGUGUUUGGCUUCUACCCGCCGCCCAAUGACUUUACUCCGGAAGAACACAAGAUUUUUACGGACGCGUUUAUGGCACAUCCGAAGAAAUGGGGCAAGAUUGCCGAGGAGCUCCCGGGACGCGACUUCCAGCAGUGCAUCAUCCACUACUACCUGACCAAGGAGGAGAUCAAGUACAAGGCCAAGCUCAACAAACGGUGGACGCGCAAGGGACGUACCAGGCGAUCGACCCGGCCCAAGUCCAACGCCCUCAUGGCCGACCUGAACGGCAUCCGUCCCGACGAAGGCGAAGAGGAAAGCGUCCCCGUGACCGACACCGGCCGUCCCAAACGCGCUGCUGCGCCUACCUUUGGCGAUUCUUCGACCGACGCUGACUCGGGACGCCGUGGAAAUGGUGCUAAUAAGGAUAGCGACCAAGCGGAGAAGCCUGCUGGCAGACGGGGCGGCAGGACAGGUACUGGUUCGCGUGGUGGACGCAGAGGAAAAGCGGCCCAGCAACAGCAACAGCAGCAGCAACAACAGCAGCAGCAACAGCAGCAACAGCAACAAGAACAAGAACAACAAGCACAAGCGCAACCACCACAAGUUUCACAGCCAACGACACAGCAGCCUCUCAAUGCACAGACGACCGCUGCUUCACCCGUUCCUCUGAUGGCCAAACAAGAACCGGGAACCAUGGACGGUGCGGUAGAGACUAUGGCCCGUAUCAAGGAGCAGCCAGAGCGAGAUGCGGAAGAGCUGCUGCCCCGAUCCAGGUCUUCCAGAACUCGCGGUAAGGAAGGCGUGUACGUGUUCGAGGCGGGCGAGCCUGAACCGGCGACGACUAAGGCAGCGCCCGAGACGGGCUAUGGAUCGAUGCAGCCGACCAGCUAUUGGUCUGUGCCUGAAGUGCGGGACUUCCCCGUGCUGCUGGCGCACUUUGGCAGGGAUUUCGAGGGCAUCUCGAAUUUCAUGAAAACCAAGACGCCGAUCAUGGUACGUCAUUUCGCAUUUUUUUUUGUUUCGUCUGAUUCGUUUCCUGCCUGCAGAUCUCGGUUACGGCCCGUCCCGACAGUGUGUGACGUGGACCUUGAAAAUUCCCCAUUUUUAGCCUUGCAUUUCCCCGAUGUAGCGGUACUUUUUUUCUGCUAA
Messenger RNA from Rasamsonia emersonii CBS 393.64, 1543 nucleotides. RefSeq names its product MYB DNA-binding domain protein. The transcript has a single exon. The record is from RefSeq and is a predicted model, not a curated record. Gene Ontology annotation, biological process: regulation of transcription by RNA polymerase II. The annotation marks the transcript as partial. Gene Ontology annotation, cellular component: Set3 complex. NCBI's taxonomy places the organism in Eukaryota, Fungi, Ascomycota, Eurotiomycetes, Eurotiales, Trichocomaceae.